This is a messenger RNA of Drosophila subpulchrella, 372 nucleotides long. RefSeq lists its product as uncharacterized. The transcript is spliced from 3 exons. The record is from RefSeq and is a predicted model, not a curated record. Bases 1 to 372 code for a protein of 123 amino acids. Lineage: Eukaryota; Metazoa; Arthropoda; Insecta; Diptera; Drosophilidae.
AUGGACAUCGAUGAUCUAAUGAACAGUGCAAUGAAGUACUUUAAUUCGCUGGACAAGUUGCCCAAAUUAGUCCUAGUGCAGUUUCAGCCAGAAUAUCACCAGAGAAUGUUCAAGGUUUUCGUGUUUUUCGCCCUGCUGAGUGGGGUCCUAGCCGCCACGGUCAUUUACCAUCACCCGGUGAUCUAUCAUCAUCCACUGCCGGGUGCCAGUUCCACACAUCAGAAGUUGGAUCAACAUCCUGGCUACACCAUUGUGGCACCCCUCACCAAGAUUGCCCACGUCACCUACGAUUCCGUGCCCAUUUCGCACUCGCCCUACGAACAUGUUCCACUCUUUCAAAGGAUUGGUCAUGUUAAGAACAAGAAGCUUUAG